AUGCUGCCCUACAUCAAUGCGCCGUUUGAUCCGGUCGCAAGGGCGACAGGUGCAUCGGUCGACGAAAUCAAGCUGAUUGCAUCCUUUCUCCUCUCAUACCCGCUCGCGGCCGUACUGAAACGACUUCCAGACACGAAGCCAUGGCAAAAGAACGUCUUUAUCAUUGCCGUCUCAUUGUUCUACCUAGUGGGCCUAUUCGGCCUCUGGGACGGGAUGAGAACGAUCCUAUACAGCGCCGGAGGAACUUAUGCAAUUGCCUACUAUAUUGACGGUAGCUUUAUGCCAUGGAUUGGCUUUGCGUUUCUGAUGGGUCACAUGUCAAUCAACCAUCUCGAGCGGCAGUUCACCAAUAACCCUUCCAGAGUGGACAUCACCGGAGCACAGAUGGUAAUGCUCAUGAAGCUGAGCGCGUUCUGCUGGAACGUACAUGAUGGUCGAUUGAAGCAAGAGAGUCUUACAGAGCAUCAGCGAGAUCGAGCUGUUAUCGAAAUGCCAAAUCUCCUUGACUACGCAGGCUAUGUCCUCUUCUUUCCCUCCCUUUUCGCUGGACCUGCGUUCGACUUCAAUGAUUUCAAGAAGUGGCUGGAGACGUCAAUGUUCGAUCUACCGCCAGAUGUAGACCCUGCAAAGGCGCCACCAACCCGCAAGAAACGCAGGAUACCAAGAAGUGGAAAGCCCGCGGCAUGGAAGGCAGUAGUUGGGUUAGCCUGGAUAUUUCUAUUCAUCAAGUUCUCUUCAUGGUACACAGUCCCUUUCGUCCUGGCCGAUGACUACAUGCAAUAUUCCUUCAUCCGUCGAGUCUGGUAUAUUUACAUGCUGGCAUUCACAGCUCGCCUGAAGUACUACGGCGUCUGGUCUCUCACCGAAGGUGCUUGUAUCCUUUCUGGUAUGGGGUACAAUGGGAUCGACCCGAAGACUGGCAAGGCCAAAUGGAACCGACUUGAAAAUGUCAAUCCCUAUCACCUGGAGACAGCCCAAAAUUCGCGUGCAUACCUCGACAGUUGGAACAAGAACACCAAUGCCUGGCUCCGCAACUACGUCUACCUCCGAGUCACCCCAAAAGGCAAAAAACCCGGCUUCCGAGCCAGCCUCGCCACCUUUGCCACCAGUGCCUUCUGGCACGGCUUCUACCCAGGCUACUACCUCACCUUCAUCUUAGCUGCCUUCAUCCAGACCGUAGCCAAGAACUCCCGCCGCUACGUGCGCCCCUUCUUCCUAAGCCCAGACGGCAAAACCUCCACCCAAAAUAAAAAAUAUUACGACUUCCUCUCCUUUCUAGCCACCCAACUCGCCUUCUGCUUCACCGUCGCACCCUUCGUCAUCUUGGGUUUCUCCGACUCCAUCAAACUCUGGUCCAGAGUAUAUUUCUACUGCAUCAUCGGCGUGGCGGCGACGAUGGGGUUCUUUGCUUCCCCAGCAAAGCAGUAUCUCAUCAAGCAGAUCAACAAGCGCAAUCAUCCACGGGUGCAGAGGACGGCUAGUCAAGAGACGUUAGGUCAGCCGACGUUGGGAUUGCCCAGUGAUCCAGGGAGGGAUAUUGAUGAGGCGUUGAAGGAGAUUAGGACCGAGGUUGAGACGAGGAGGAGAAGAGGAAGUAGGGUUAGUAUGCCGACGGGCCAGGAAUUGAAGGCGGCGGUGGAGGAUAAGCUGGGGAGGAAACUGGGUUGA
Endocarpon pusillum Z07020 is the source of this 1668-nucleotide messenger RNA. RefSeq lists its product as uncharacterized. Gene Ontology annotation, biological process: lipid modification; glycerophospholipid biosynthetic process. The coding region runs from base 1 to 1668 and encodes 555 amino acids. Gene Ontology annotation, cellular component: membrane; endoplasmic reticulum. Lineage: Eukaryota; Fungi; Ascomycota; Eurotiomycetes; Verrucariales; Verrucariaceae. The transcript has 2 exons. Gene Ontology annotation, molecular function: 1-acylglycerol-3-phosphate O-acyltransferase activity; 1-acylglycerophosphocholine O-acyltransferase activity. The record is from RefSeq and is a predicted model, not a curated record.